Heterostelium album PN500 is the source of this 1680-nucleotide messenger RNA. It is a transcript of the gene pkaC, whose product is annotated as cAMP-dependent protein kinase. The record is from RefSeq and is a predicted model, not a curated record. Gene Ontology annotation, biological process: peptidyl-serine phosphorylation; signal transduction. NCBI's taxonomy places the organism in Eukaryota, Evosea, Eumycetozoa, Acytosteliales, Acytosteliaceae. Gene Ontology annotation, molecular function: ATP binding; cAMP-dependent protein kinase activity. The transcript has 4 exons. Bases 1 to 1680 code for a protein of 559 amino acids. Gene Ontology annotation, cellular component: cAMP-dependent protein kinase complex.
AUGAAUUAUGAUUAUAAUAAUAAUGAAUCAAAAAAUGAUAAUAUUCAACAUGUAAAUCAACAACAACAACAACAACAACAGCAGCAUUUACAUCAACAACAACAACAACAACAGACAUACAAUAGUAAUAAUAAUCCUAGUAAUUUCAGUCCAUUACAUCAAUCGAAUCUAUCGAAUACAGUCGAUGCAAUCACGAGAAUGGAUAUAGAGGAGAAGAAACAUAGCAUUGGGAGCAACAGUAGCAAUAGCAGUGCAAGCAGUAAUAACAGUGGAUAUAGUUUCAGUGCGCUGAACAUCCCCGCCAGCAAUAUAAAUAGUAUAGGUAACCUGGUGAAUCCAAUGAGGAGCACCAGUGCCGACGGCACCAGCAAUGUAUCGGCCUCACAUUUCCCAAGUAGUAUGCAUCUGCCUCCACUCAACACACAACAACAGCAACCACAAUCAUCAUCAAUGAUCAACCACCUAAUAUCACCUGUACAGCCAUUUAAGAAUAAUAAUAAUAAUAGUAGUAGUAGUAGUUAUCAAUCAACAACAUCACCUUCGACACCACCACCAACUCAAUCAAUAUCAACAUCAUUAUCAUCAUUAUCAACAACACAACAACAACAGACAACAACAACAACUACUCUACCAUCGAUGUCGUCUGCGUCACCACGUACAUUCUUGCCGGAUCCGCUCCUCACUCACAACUCUUACUACCAGGCACCACCCAAAGAUGCCAAGGAGCGAUUGAAAGAGUUUAAACAGAUAAGAGUCAUUGGAACCGGAACGUUUGGUCGUGUCUAUCUUGUACAGAAUAUAAUUGACCAUCAAUUCUACGCAAUGAAGUGUCUCAACAAAUCGGACGUAGUCAAACUCAAACAAGUCGAACAUUUAAACUCUGAAAAAUCAAUUUUGGCAUCAAUUCAUCAUCCUUUUAUUGUUAAUUUAUAUCAAUCGUUUCAAGAUGAAAAGAAAAUAUAUUUACUAUUUGAAUAUGUGGCGGGUGGCGAAGUAUUUACACAUUUGAGAAGAGCUACCAAGUUCAAUAAUAAUAUGGCAAAGUUUUAUGCGGCAGAGAUUAUAUUGGCGUUGGAGUAUCUCCACAGACAUAAUAUAGUAUAUCGUGAUUUAAAACCAGAGAAUCUGCUACUCGACAACCAGGGUCAUAUAAAGAUCACCGAUUUCGGAUUUGCAAAGCGUGUGGAAGAUAGAACCUUUACUCUUUGCGGUACACCCGAGUAUCUGGCUCCGGAAAUCAUUCAAAGCAAAGGUCAUGGUAAAGCUGUAGAUUGGUGGGCACUUGGUAUUUUAAUAUUUGAAAUGUUAGCUGGUUAUCCACCUUUUUAUGAUGAUGAUACAUUUGUAAUUUAUGAUAAGAUUCUGGCUGCAAGAAUCACUUUUCCAUCGCAUUUCGAUCUUGAUGCAAAAGAUUUAGUAAAGAGACUAUUGACUGCUGACAGAACACGUAGACUUGGUGCAUUAAAAGAUGGCGCUCAAGAUGUAAAGAAUCAUAAAUGGUUUGCAGAUAUAGAUUGGAAUAAAUUGUAUAAUAGAAAGAUAAACGGUCCUUUCAUACCUCAAAUUCAGCAUCAAGGAGAUUCUUCUAACUUUGAGAAAUACGAUGAGGAACCAAUGUGUGAAGACUUUACUCUACCAGGUUAUGUCGAUCCCUAUGCUCAUCUAUUUAGAGAUUUUUAA